Molecule: messenger RNA, 1654 nt
Organism: Exophiala xenobiotica
Lineage: Eukaryota; Fungi; Ascomycota; Eurotiomycetes; Chaetothyriales; Herpotrichiellaceae
Exons: 3
Coding region: 424-1140 (238 amino acids)
Biological process (GO): peroxisome fission; regulation of peroxisome size
Cellular component (GO): peroxisomal membrane
Source: RefSeq, a predicted model, not a curated record
UGUCAUGGUAGCUGUCCCCAUGAUAGCCGGCGGAAGAUGAGAGGAUGAUGGCGAAUACCGAGCACACCGAGGUAUCUCUGACCACAUGUUUAGGAGGUACUGUGCUGUCUCGCUGUGUAAAAGGGCGUCCGUAGGUGUCAAAUGGAAAUAAUAUGCACGGCUCGCCCGCAAGCUUGGCCCAAUCUCCCACAAUCCUCGUGCUCCCUCCAGUCUCCCUCCAGUCUCCCUCCAACAUUCCAUAAGGCGGUCUUGUCCCCGGUCGGAGGCUUGUACUGCCUGGUGCUUGGUGCCAAAAUCCAGACCUUUUUCAACUUUCUUAUCAAAGCAUCACACCUUUCCGAGUUUGCAUUCAGAUUCUUCCGUCAAAUUGAGGUUGCCUGAUAAUCCCUUCCACUUAUUCCUCAAACUCCCGAUACUGCAGCCAUGGUCGCAGACGCCUUGGUCUAUCACCCUGCGGUGACCCAUUACCUCCGAUAUGUCGCGACCACAGUCGGUCGAGACAAAGUCCUCCGUACCAUCCAAUACUUUGCGCGAUUCUAUGCCUGGUAUCUCUACCGCACCAACAAUCCGACCAGUGCGAUUCAGCCAUGGGUGACCCUGAAGAACCAAUUCUCCCUCACAAGAAAGAUCCUCCGGGUUGGCAAGUUCGUUGAACAUUUGCGUGCGGGUUCCGAAAUCUACGAUGCUGCCAUGAAAUCCAGCAACGGCGACAAAGUUACGCAAUACCUUCAAAUCCUCCGACAGAUAGGCUAUGCGGGCUACAUGAUGUUCGACAUGAUGACAGUGUUGGACGCCAUGGGGGUCAAGAAAGAUCCCAAGGCCAAGAAUAUCCAAACCCUUGCAUACCGGUUCUGGUGCACAGGGUUGAUUGCUAGUGCUUUGGCGGGAAUCUACAACAACUACAAGUUGAGAGAGCGAACGAGCGCAGUCGACGAGAAAGACGCAGAGGCCAAGGUCGAGAAAGUGAAGAUCGCCAAACAACGAAAAGCCGUCAACAUUCAGCUCAUUUCAGAUCUCUGUGAUCUCACGGUGCCCAGCACCGCACUUGGCUACGUCAACCUGGACGACGGCAUCAUUGGUCUGGCUGGCACGACGAGCAGUCUGCUUGGUGUUUAUGGAGCCUGGCAGAAGACGGCUUGAUCGCCGUGACGUAAAUUGAGAACAAGGCAUUCGAGAUGAAUUCUUGGUGUUUGCAGUUCCUCAACACCACUGUUGUCACCGUGCUUGGCCGUGACUGAUCAAGGACUCGGUAGUGAGAGGGGAUGAUUCGACCACAUCUCAGACAAUGAUGUAGUCUCCUGUGAGGUGUUGCGGGACUGGCUGUGUUGAACACCAUAUUGCUCGGGAUGAUGAUAUGAUCUGGCACGAUCUGGUUACGGCUAGCGAUCCCCCGCUUUGUUUGACGCACAGUGCCUAUUGCGGAGUCUAGAGGGCUUGUUUGUUUUGGAAAAUCUCCGUUUGACCCUGAAAGAGCUCUCGAGGCACUUUUGGCAGAGUCAGCCGUUUACUGUUGCCAAGCAUCUUCUUUGAAACAGCAGUAGAGAGCCCGAAAGGUCAAGGGAAAACUCAGAUAGUUCUAAUCUACCUAGGUAACUUCCACAACGUGCACCGGGCGUCUUUCGUAGUUGCAAUAACUAGGGACUUUUACAGACUG